AUGUUUCGCCCGGCCGGUGGGGCGGCCGGCGUUGGGGAGGACCUCCACGACAGCCUGACCAAGCUCAGCCUCUCCCCCUGCAAGGAUGUCCUGACCCCCAUCAGCCUGAAGGACCCGGAGCCGGAUGCGGCCGGUCGUGCGCCCUCCUUCCCCCCGCUGGGCCCGGUGUCGGUCGAGGCCCUCCUCGAGGCGGCCCCCCUCGAGACGCUCACCACCCCGGAGGAGGAUCGCGCCAUGGCCCAGCUGAAGGAGCAGUUCGCCGACCUGCUGCAGGGUGCGCACUUCCCGGUGUCGGACCACACCAUCGUGCGCUUCCUGCGCGCGCGCGACCUGGACAUCGACGCCGCGGCCGAGAUGCUCAAGAAUAACAUGGCCUUCCGCAAGGAGCGCAACCUCGACCACCUGUCCGACUUCGAGUGCCACACGCCCUCCCGCGGCUACACCCGGAUGCCGGACAACAACGGCGAGAACUCGCCCGCCUCCACCCGGGCCAUCCUCGAGAACAACACCCUGUCGGCGCACUUCUCCACCCGCGCCGGGCAGCCGAUGCUCAUCUUCGCCCCCGGGCGCACCAAUGUCCCGGGCACGCUGCAAGCGGCCAACAUCGAGCAGACCUGCGAGUUUGUCUCGGUCAUGGGCGGCCUGUGCACCUGUCGCAUGCGCGGCGGGUGUCUCUCGCCCCUGUACGACCCGUCCUACCAGUUCGACCGCUUCGACAUCCACGACUUCUGGCGUCUGUCGGUCUACUCGGCCACGUCGGAGUUCAUCCCGAUCGCCGUGACGGCCGACGAGCUGGCCCGGUACCAGCUGCCGGAGCACCGCCGCCGGGAAGAUGGCAAGCUUGUCGUGCACUUUAUCUACAAGAUGCCCGAGGGCCUGCACUUCCGCCUGCAAUUCUGCCCCGAGUUCGAUGCCAAUGUGGCCGCGGCCUUCGACGGCGGCUGCACCAAGACCAUGCGCCCCUCCGCCGGCGGCCACCCCUUCACCCCGGUCGACAUGGAGCCCCUGCCGGAGGCCAUGCACACCAAGCUCACCACCGAGGCCGACCCGCUGGUCACCCACGCCGGCACCUGGUUCUCCGGCCAGUUCACCGCCACCCAGCCCGGGCUCUACCUCCUCUCCUGGACCAACCCCAGCUCCUGGUUCCCGAUCAAGGUCAGUUGCCGACUGUCCGAGUGA
This is a messenger RNA of Fonticula alba, 1179 nucleotides long. RefSeq lists its product as hypothetical. The coding region runs from base 1 to 1179 and encodes 392 amino acids. The transcript is spliced from 6 exons. Lineage: Eukaryota; Rotosphaerida; Fonticulaceae. Gene Ontology annotation, cellular component: cytoplasm. The record is from RefSeq and is a predicted model, not a curated record.